Molecule: messenger RNA, 4545 nt
Organism: Eriocheir sinensis (Chinese mitten crab)
Lineage: Eukaryota; Metazoa; Arthropoda; Malacostraca; Decapoda; Varunidae
Exons: 3
Coding region: 839-1714 (291 amino acids)
Biological process (GO): regulation of transcription by RNA polymerase II; sex differentiation
Cellular component (GO): nucleus
Molecular function (GO): DNA-binding transcription factor activity, RNA polymerase II-specific; RNA polymerase II cis-regulatory region sequence-specific DNA binding
Source: RefSeq, a predicted model, not a curated record
AAAAGGAAAAAAAGCGGGCUGAGCAGAUUCUUACAAGUGGGAAGUACAACAUUAUUGUUCUAUAUACUGGAAGCCUUACUUAAUUAUAUAUAUAAACGUGCCGAGUGUGUCAUCUUUUCGUGCGGGAAAAAAAAAGGAAAAAAACUGCGCUGUGACGACUUUUACGAGUGAAGUACUACAUUGCUCUUGAUACUGGCAGACUUACCUAUAUAAUGGACAAUUUACGGUUUCACCCAACCAACGAUUUUCUUACGUGGUUCAUGUUUUCUGGUGAUAGAUGUAGUGAAUUGCACGAUUUUGUACGUCAUUUCCGUAGCAAAUGUCUACUUUUCGAGUUAUGCCUCUUUUCAAGUUAUGCCUAUCCCCUGCUCUCAAAGAUUAGUAAGCCCGUGCUGAUUCUCUGAGCGCCAAAAAAACACGUGCUGUGCCAUAUUGUAAGAGAUAUAUUUUUGUUCCUUGGAAGACUGAAUGUAAUAUAGUGUCACCUUAAUUUUCAAUCGAUGAAGUGUAAGGAAACUGUACGUACGUACGUAUGGAGCCAACGUACGUUAUGGACUGGGGUUAGUGCUGUUAUGACAUUUUGGUUAUACUUACUAAGUCCGUGUCACGUGCAAUAACGAAACUUACAUAUUAUGUAGGACACAAUGUGGCCUUGCCAUAUAUCUAAAAAUCUUUUUGGGGAUGAGUAUGAUAUAGUUGUAAUGGCGCCGAGGAAGGACGUGAAGGAGCCUUGCCAAGGAUGUAAGCACACUCCCGCAGGACACGCCCACCCUCGUAGGGACGCCGCGGCCACUGCAAGAGGUGUUUCGAUGCUUCAGUUAAGGAUUCGUCGUCCGCUAUGAGCACGGCGCCCAAGAAGAAGCGGGACUUCUUCAACGGGUCUCAGGGGCUGGACUUCCGGGACUUCAGCAGCCCCAGGCCCCAGGAGGCGCCGGAGGAGCCGAAGGUCCCCUUUGGCGCUCUGGCCGUGGACGGAAGGCACGCGGGGGACCUCUACCUUCCCGCCCCCCCCAUCGGGGCGGGCUUCCCCGCGUCGCCUGGGUUCGGGCACGCUCCGGCGGACUACUAUGCCCCAUGUCCCGACAGUCAUAGCCCCCCCGGCAGCUUCCACCGGCUAGGGGAGCCGGAGUGCUCUCCGCCCAACCCGCAAGGCUUCCACCUCCAGAGUCGGGGCCUCGAAUUUGGGGACUCCGACCCUCUCGAUGAGGCCCCAACCCCCUUACUUCACGGCGCAGGGGCCGAGCGCCCCCUGUGGCCUGCCCCCCCCAUGAACGUCCCUCCUGCCAGCAGCGGUGACGGCGACGGCGACGACGGGAAGAAGAAGGGGAAGAAGAGGAAGCAGAGGUGCCGCCUGUGUGCCAACCACAACCGCUACGUGGAGAUAAAGGGCCACAAGUGGUACUGUCCCUUCAAGAGCCCCGAGCACUCGUGCAGCAAGUGUGAGAUCACCCGCAAGCGGCAGUUCUUCAUGGCGGAGCAGCAGAAGCUGACGCGGGAGCAGCAGCAGCAGCACCACCACCUGCAGGGCGACGAGCUGGGGGGUCCGGUGGGGGCGGAGGGGGGCAGGCAGGCUGCUGUGCCCCCCAGGUACCCCGCCAAGCCCAGCGACUUCCCCCGCAUGCAGGAGCUGCUGGAGGAGACGAACAAUAUCCUGGACCCGGAGCUCUUCCGCCAGAUCGACGAGUGCGUGCGGCCCAAGGUCACCCACCACUGACUGGCUCCCGCCGCCCCUCCCCCCGGAACUCUCCCCACGCCGGCGAGGCCCCCUCCACGCGGCGCCCGCUCCCACCCCAACGCCCGCACUCCGGGCCCCGCGCCCCCGGCUGAUCUGGGUCACGGAGUGAGCGACACGCGGCAGUAGGCGGCACCUCAGCAGCAGCAGCAGCAGGAGCAGCGCGGUGUGGAGGCGCGGCGCGGGCUGGCGGCCACGGGGGCAGGCCACAGCGCUGGUGUGCUGCUGGGGCGCAGACUGGGGGUGAGUUGGGGGUCUUCGGGCACGGCCGGCCCGCCGCCGCCACCAGAGGUCCUCAGGGCCAGUCCUCCGCCCUCCGCAGCUGCCUUGGAGGAGGGCGGCGGCGGGGCGCAGCAUUGGGAUGGUGCUAGUGGUGAAGGACAGGGGGGGCGUUAGCUCUGGGACCCCCGGGGUGUAGCGGGGCACAGGCGGGGCUGUGCAAGAGGGGGCAGGAACGGGCGAUGAGGCUGUGAGGCGCGGCGGUGGAGGCGCUGCACCGCCGCCACGCUGUGAUAAUAAUAAUAAUGAUAACAAUAAUAAUAAUAUUAUUAAUAAUAAUUAUAAUAAUAAUGAUAAUAUUAGCAUAAUAACGAUAACAAUCUGGCCAUCAAUCUAUCCUUUUGGCUGCCUUCCGCGGCGCCACGCUGAGGUGUGUGAGUGUGUGUGUGUGUGUGUGUGUUGCGAGAAUGGCAACAGUGGCGGCUGUGAGUGCAGCUCUUCGGCGUUCUGUGCUUCUGUCUGAAUCUGUCAGUCUGUGUUCGUCCAUCCCUCAGUAUCUGUGUCUCUCUCUGUGUACAAGAACUAAUGGAUGCCUUCUCGCUGCCUUUGCUGAGAUUGGCCCUGAAAGCCUGUAGGUGAUGGUGAUAGUGAAUGUGAUAGUGGUGAUAGUGAUAGUGAAGGUGAUGAUUGUGAUAGUGAAGGUGAUGGUGGUGCAUGGCGGUAUUUGCGAGGGAUUCGAACACGUAGAUAAUAAUAGUAAACAGAAUACCGGUAGCCACCUUUGUAAUCGUGAUAAUAAUAAUAGUAAUAAUAAUGAUAACAAUGAUAAAAUAAUAAUAGUAAUAGUAAUACUAAUCUUUUUUUUUUUUUACAUACUCCGAAUCACUCGCUAUUUCUAUUUCAUUUGUGUGCAUUUAUGAGAGAGAGAGAGAGAGAGAGAGAGAGAGAGAGAGAGAGAGAGAGAGAGAGAGAGCGCUCGCGUGUGCAGGGAUGUUAUAAUAAUCAAGGAGCAAAGCAUAAACGAGAUUAAAUGAAACUCGUUUAAUAAAAAGGAAAGAAAAAAUAAUGAAAGGACGGGGAAGAAAGAAAAUGUGUGUGUGUGUGUGUGACUGCGAUAAAAAAGGACCAAUUAGUUUAAAAUUAAUAUUCUGAAUUAUGACUUGAAGGAUUAAAAAGAAGGUAGGAAGGGAAGUUUUUCGAGUGAUGAUGAUGGUGAUGGUGAUGAAGAUGGAGUUGGUAGUGGAGUUGUUGGUAGUGAGAAAAUGAUGAUGGAAAAGUGGUGUUGAAGAGAAAGUAAAAUGAUGAUGAUAAUGAUGGGGAAAGGAAAAGAAAGUGAAAGAUAAUGGAAAUAUAUUGUUAAGGGGAAUAUUAUAAUUUUAGUGAUGAUAAUGAUGGUGAUGAUAGUGGUGAAAGGAAUCAAGGCUGUGUUUUGUAGACUGUGAUAAUGGUGUUUUCUUACCUAUAGUGAUGGAGAUGGUGAUGAUAAUUUCUAUAAAAAAAAAGGUCGGUGUCACGAGAGCUGGCGGGGAUAAUCCUUCAGGGAUGGACUCGCGGACUUGCAUCAUUGCCUGGGUGACGUUCUCUGCGCCGCUCAUUGGCUGUUGUUUACUAGAUCUAACCUGCGGCAAAUUCCGUUUGCUAUUAUAUAACAGACUAUUAUCCCUCGCUUUCUGCUAACUUUGUAAAUUAGCAUUGUUAUAGCCUCUUCCAUUUAGCAUAACCUGUUUCUGGGUCGUGAUCUGUAGAGUCCCUUGAUAGAUAGAGUCCCGACAACCUAAGAUUUGGACGCCAUUAUUGGUCCUGUUUUCACCACGAGAGCGUGUGCUAGCGUUUGAAAAGCACGGCGAAAACAGGCCCAAUGAUGGCGUCCAAAUCUUAGGUAGUCGGGACUCUAUAAGGGACUCUACAGAUCACGACCCAAAAACAGGUUACGCUAAAUGGAAGACGCUAUUAGUCGCUGGAUAUUGUUCGUUUACGUGCAGCUCCGACUUAAAUUUGCUAUGAAUGUCGUUUCAGAUUUAUUCAUAAUAGUUCUAAAGGCACAUGUCUAUCAAAAAGAUAAUAUUGCAUUAGUUUAUAUCGGUGCAAUCUGUUACCUAUUCAAAAAAGGGUUUUGGUAGGAAUACGAAGUCAAUUUCAUGUGCAUUAGAACAAGUUAGGAAAUGGCCAAUGAGCGUGCAGUGCCAUCAUCCAAGUAAUGAUACCAAGUCCGCGAGUCCAUCCCUGAAGGAUUAGCCCGCCAGCUCUCGUGACACCGACUUUAGAUGUGAUGAUGGAGGUGAGGGUGUGGAGAUGGUCUGUUGGUGUCUGUAGUGCAAUGGUGGUGACGUGCGUUGUUAUUGUGGUGGCGGUGAUGAUGAUGGUGAAUGAUGUAGAUAGAGGAAUAUAGUGAAGAUGUUGAUAGGAAAAUAGUGAUGUUGAUAGGGAAAUAUAUCAUAGUAAUGGUAGUGUUUGUGAAAAUGACGUAUGUAGUAUUCUAAUGAUGAUGUAUUUUGUUCUUGUGAUGAUAAUGAUGGUGAUAAUGAUGAUGGUGAUGAUACUUGAAAGCUUGCCAGUCAUGUUUAAAUAAUAGACAAAUCAAUGUUACGUUUCAA